GGUCGCUGCGAUAAAAAAGUAGAAGCAUUUAGAAUAUAUUACCAUCUGAAACAACAUAACCUUAAAGGGUGCCUUGAUAACCCGCUGUCGGCGGAUGAACUGUCAAUUCCGGUGCAUUUAGACAGUGUUUCGUAUUGUACUGUUCUCCAAAAAUUUGGGAAAUUCGUGUUGACUAAUUAGAGUCCACGAAUUUCCAAAGGUCUUCCUAUAUAAGUAAACUUUCCCAGCAAUUUUGAAAUAAGUGCAUUAUUUUUAAUGCACGACCGCACCCGUUUUUGAAUAGUAACGCGGGGUGAUUCAUAGAGAUAAUUCACGAUUUGGUGAUACAGUUAUUCGAACGAUAUCGUAUGUAAAUUCAUUGAACCGUUCGUGAAAAUCAGUGACAAGAUGACAGAGGUUCAUAACUUAGGUGUUGAUGCUAUCAGCUGUCACGCUUGGAAUAAAGAUAGAAAUGAGGUAGCUAUCUGUCCAAAUAAUAAUGAAAUACAAGUUCACAAACGGACAUCAAAUGGUUGGAAAUUACUGCAAAAUUUACAAAAGCACGAUAUGCAUGUCAUGGCUAUUGACUGGGCGCCAAAUACUAAUCGAAUAGUAACAUGUUCUGCAGAUAAGAAUUCAUAUGUUUGGACACAAGAAGAAGAUGGAACAUGGAAUCGUGUAUGGGUAGUUGUAAGAAUAAAUCGAGCUGCAACAUGUGUAAAAUGGUCUCCGUUAGAAAAUAAAUUUGCUGUUGGAUCUGGAGGUAAAGUAAUAGCUGUAUGUUACUUUGUCUCUGUGAAUAAUUGGUGGCAAUGUAAGCAUAUAAAGCGUCCAUUAAGGUCCACCGUAACUACAGUUGAUUGGCAUCCAAAUAACAAAGUUCUAGUUGCUGGAUCUACUGAUUAUAAAGUUCGUGUGUUCAGUGCAUUUAUCAGUGAUGUAGAAGAUGCAACAGGGUCCAGUCCUUGGGGUCAAAGUAAUACUUUAGGAACAUUACUUGCUGAAUUUGAAAACACUCCUAAUGGAGGAGGUUGGAUUCAUUCUGUCGCAUUUAGUCCAUGUGGUAAUAAGAUAUGUUGGGUGGCACACAAUUCAUCUAUAUGCAUUGCUGAUGCUACCAAAGGAAAUGCAGUUGUACGAUUGUAUACAGAGCAUUUACCAUUUUUAAGUUGCAUUUGGAUGGGGUCCAAUUCCAUUGUUGCAGCGGGUCAUAGUUGUAUGCCUAUGUUGUAUUCCAUUGACGACAAUGGUCAAUUGUAUUUUGUAUCAAAGUUAGACAACACACAAAAAAAAGAGGCUGCCGGUUUGUCUGCAAUGCGUAAAUUCCAAUCGUUAGAUCGUCAAGCGAGAACAGAUAUAAAUGAUGAUGCCUUGGAUAGUAUACAUCAAAAUACAAUUAAUUGCGUACGCAAAGUAUCUGAUAAUGAAUUUAGUACAAGCGGUUUAGACGGUCAGUUAGUAGUGUGGGAUCUCAAGCUCCUCGAGAAUUCCAUUGCUGGUCUCAAGAUAGCAUAAGACAAAUUUUUUUUAUAUCAUAAAGAUGAAUGAAGAUAUUACAUCAAACACAAAGGUGUAUAAAUGUUAAAACUGAAAAAAAUAUACAAUUUCUCAUUACUUCUCGCGGUAUUCUCCUUCAUAGAAAACGAUAGAUUACUUCUAUUCUUAAUUCCAGAGUAAGUGCAAUCGUUCGUAAUACUAUAAGUUAAAUAUUUCGAAGGAAAGAAUGCGUUGAUUAGUCUACAUUCAUGGCCAUAAAUAUAAUA
This is a messenger RNA of Nomia melanderi (Alkali bee), 1742 nucleotides long. RefSeq names its product Actin-related protein 2/3 complex, subunit 1A (gene Arpc1). Gene Ontology annotation, biological process: Arp2/3 complex-mediated actin nucleation. Gene Ontology annotation, cellular component: Arp2/3 protein complex; actin cytoskeleton. The record is from RefSeq and is a predicted model, not a curated record. NCBI's taxonomy places the organism in Eukaryota, Metazoa, Arthropoda, Insecta, Hymenoptera, Halictidae. Gene Ontology annotation, molecular function: actin filament binding.